Molecule: messenger RNA, 4177 nt
Organism: Antechinus flavipes (yellow-footed antechinus)
Lineage: Eukaryota; Metazoa; Chordata; Mammalia; Dasyuromorphia; Dasyuridae
Gene: CEP290
Product: centrosomal protein 290
Exons: 23
Coding region: 238-3858 (1206 amino acids)
Biological process (GO): kidney development; camera-type eye development
Source: RefSeq, a predicted model, not a curated record
UUUAUGUUAAAUAGAAAACUACAAACCAGUCUUAAAGAAUAGAAACUCAACAUUGUGAUUAAUUUUCAGAAACAAGUCCUAAUUAUGCAUUUAAGAAAUUAUUAUGUGCCUAAAUGAUAUCACUAUAUGAUUGUAUGACUUACUAGACUUAAGGAGAUUGCUGAUAUUGCCAAAACUCAAGUUGAAGCUCUGAAUUCACAUCAACAGUCCAGAGAAAAGGAAGUGGAAUCUCUGAGAAUGCAGGUGUUAGACUACCAGGCACAGUCAGAUGAAAAAGCCCUCAUUGCCAAGUUGCAUCAGCAUAUUGUUGCAUUGCAAAUGAGCGAAGCCACUUCUGUUAGCAAAUUGGAGUCAGUGACUUCCCAGCUGCAGAAGAUGGAGACCUACAAAUUGCGUCUUGAGCAAAAGCUUGAUGAGAAGGAGCAGAGUCUGUACUUUGCCCGCCUGGAAGGGAGAAACAGAGCAAAGCAUCUGCGUAGCACCAUUCAGGCUUUGCGACGACAGUUCAGUGGGGCCUUGCCCUUGGCCCAACAGGAGAAAUUUUCCAAAACUAUGAUUCAGCUCCAGAACGACAAACUGCAAGUCAUGCAAGAAGUCAGGAUUUGUCAGGAGGAGCGGAGAACCAUGGAAAACAAAACACUGGAGCUGGAAUUAAAGUUGAAAGGCCUCGAGGAGCUAAUAAGCACCUUAAAGGAUGCCAGGGGGGCCCAGAAGGUAAUUGAUUGGCAUAUGAAAAUAGAAGAACUUCGUCUUCAAGAACUCAAACUCAACAGAGAAUUAGUAAAAGAUAAAGAAGAAAUAAAAUAUUUGAAAAAUAUAAUUUCUGAAUAUGAACAUACAAUUAGUAAUCUAGAAGAAGAGAUUGUGCAACAAAACAAGAUUCAUGAAGAACAGCAGAUGACCUGGGAUCAAAGAGAAGUUGAAUUAGAACGUCAGCUAGAUAUGUUUGAUAGUCAACAAAAUGAAAUCUUGAAUGCAGCUCGAAAGUUUGAAGCGGCUACAGGAUCAAUACCAGACUCUAGUUUGCCUCUUCCAAAUCAACUUGAGAUAGCUUUGAGAAAAAUCAAGGAGAAUGUUCGAAUAAUCAUGGAGACACAAGCAACUUGUAAAUUAUUGGAGGAGAAACUGAAGGAGAAAGAGUCUGCCUUACGGGAAGCAGAACAAAAUGUUCUAUCAAGGGACAGAAUAAUCAAUGAACUCAGACUUCGCCUGCCUGCAACAGCAGAACGAGAGCGACUGAUGGCUGACCUCAGUAGAAAGGAAGAAGACCCAGAGAGCCAUCGGGUUUUGAAAGUUGCUCACCAGGCCAUUGCCAACAUGCAAGCAAGAUUAAAUCAAAAGGAAGAAGUCUUAAAGAAAUACCAGGAUCUACUAGAAAAAGCCAGAGAGGAACAAAGAGAAAUUAUCAAGAAGCAUGAGGAAGAUAUUUUCAUUCUUCAUCAAAAAUUAGACCUUCAGGCUGACAGUUCACUUAGCAAAUUCAAACAAACAGCUAUGGAGUUAAUGAAAAAACCUUCUGUACCAGUUGCUACCAGCAAGCAUUUCCUGCGUCUGGCAGAGAUGGAACAAACAGUUGCAGAACAGGAUAAUUCUCUUUCUUCACUUUUGACUAAAAUGAAGAAAAUGUCACAUGAAAUAGAUAUGCAAAAACAAAUCACUUUAACUAAAGUCAAAGAAUUUGAAAGCACCCGAACCCGCCUUGAAGAAAAUCAUGCAGAGGUUGUGAAAAAACUGCAAGCUGAGAUAGAAGACUUAAAAUAUUCUAUGUCCCAGACAGAGAGAGAGUUGCAGUACUUUAAAUCUGAAUUACAGGUUCAGAAAGAAGCCAACACAAGAGCUCCAACAGCCACCAUGAAAAAUUUGGUAGAGAGGCUCAAGAGCCAAUUAGCCUUGAAAGAAAAACAGCAAAAAGCCCUUAGUCGAGCCCUUUUGGAGCUCCGAGCAGAAAUGACAGCUGCUGCUGAAGAACGCAUUAUUCUUUCUGCAUCCCAGAAAGAGGCAAAUCUCAAUGUUCAGCAGAUUGUUGAUCGCCAUACUAGAGAUCUCCAGAUUCAUAUAGAAGAUUUAAGUGAAAACCUUCUGAAAUGUAAAGAAGCUCUUAAAACAAGCAAAAGCAGAGAGGACUCUCUCAAUAAACAGUUGGAUGACUUAAACAGUGAAAUGCAGAAAAAACAGAAAGCUUAUAAUAAAAUACUAAGAGAAAAAGAAGAAUUAGAAAAAGAAAAUGAAGAACUGAAAAAGCGAAUUAAAAGGUUAACCUUUGGAUUGCAGAGCAAGCCUACUGUAGAUAACAAACAGAGUAUGAUAGAUGAACUUCAGAAGAAAAUUAAAAAUUUAGAAAGUCAACUAGAAAAAUUUAGUGAUGAAACAGAAGCAAAAGAAAAGAGCUGUCAGGAAGAAUUAAUUAGAUGGGAAGAAGGUAAAAAAUGGCAAGCUAAAACUCAAGGAAUGCGAAACAGAUUGAAAGAAAAAGAAAAAGAAGUGGAUACUCUAACCAAGCAGUUGAAUACUGUAAAAGAGCUUUUGGCCAAGUCUGAUAAAGAUAAAAUCACAUUGCAGAAGAAACUAAAAUCAAGUAGUGUGACUGCUGAUCGAGUUAUGGGAGUGCAUGCUUCAGAUUUAGAAAAAGAAUUAGAAAAACUUAGAAAAACAAAUAAUGAACUAGAGAAUGAAAUAGGCCACAUGAGGAUGCAUCAAGCUCUUCCUCGAGAUUCUGUCAUAGAAGACUUACAUUUACAAAAUAGAUAUCUUCAGGAUAAGCUUCAUUCUUUAGAGGAACAGCUUUCUUUAAAAGAUGCAUUUUCUAAGCAUUCACCAACAGAAUUGGGUGAUAAGUCUAACAGAGAACAGUUGCUUCAGAAGGAAAACCUGAAAGUCUCAUCUGAAAACAUUGAACUAAGAUUUCAGCUUGAACAAGCAAAUAAAGAUUUACCAAGGCUAAAGAGUCAGGUGAGUGAUAUGAAAGAAAUGUGUGAACUUCUGAAGAAAGAGAAAGCAGAAAUUGAACGAAAACUUGGCCAAGUUAGAGGGUCUGGAAGAAGUGGCAAGACAAUUCCUGAACUAGAAAAAACUAUAGGUUUAAUGAAAAAAGUUGUCGAUAAAGUCCAGAAAGAAAAUGAAUAUUUGAAACAAGCAUCCGGAAUAAUGACAAGUGAGAAAAUGUCUGCUCUUGAACUUGAAAAUAAAAAUUUGAAGAGUGAAUUAGAAAAAUUGAAGCUUCAUCUUGGACGUCAACUGAGCUUGCAAUAUGAGUUUAAUGCUAAAGGUCCAGAGAAUGUCAUGGUUGAAAUUGACAGUCUUCAUAAAGAACUUAAAAAAAAGGUAGAAACUUCUGAGACACUGCAGAUGGAAAAAAAUGACUUGGAGAUAGCAGUUGAGAAGCUAACAGCUGAGCUGGAAGAGAUGAGAAAGAGAAUGCAUCUGAUUGAAAGCAGAAAUCUACAGCUGGAACAGGCUGAAAGGCAGAGUUUGAAAUCAGUCAUUGACACAAGGUUAACCACUCAUGUAGAGAAGACAAAGACCAAAUUAAUUCAUCGAGCAGGAACUAGUCAAGAGGAAAUUGAAGGGGAAAAUGUUUCUGGUAAUGAAUAUUUUGAAAAAAUAAAGCCUUCACAGGCAUCUCCAAUUUCAGAUCCAGAAAAGGAGAAGUUGAAGGCAGAAAACAAAAAGCUUAAAAAAGAACUGAAGAACUUGGAUCCCUCAUUUUUUGAAGAAAUUGAAGACCUGAAGUACAAUUAUAAAGAAGAAGUUAAAAAAAAUAUCAUUUUGGAAGAGAAAUUGAAACAACUCUGUGAACAGUUCCAUAUUGAAUUGGAGAGUGCUGCUAGUGUUUUUGAACAGCUGGAAGCUGAAAAAUAGAUAGCAGUAAUAACUUAAGUGAACUUUUUUUAUAGAAAUUGUAAAUUUCUCUUUUAUAGAAGUUGUAAAUAGUAAUUGAAAGCAAUGUAUUUAUAUAAAAUAUCCUUAUUUUUUUGAGUUUCCAAAGCUAUCAUAAUGUUCUUGAAAUUAUAAUACAUUAAAUGUUGAGCUGACCCCUAAAAGGGUAUAGAUACACAUAGGCAAUUUAAAUACUAUAAUGCUUCUUAAAUGAGGUUGGUUAGUUUUUUUACUUGAUUCCCAAGUAAUGUGCUACUGCAGAAAAGGUCAUGAAACUUUGCAAAUAAAUGAUACAAAAAUU